This is a messenger RNA of Athalia rosae (coleseed sawfly), 2176 nucleotides long. RefSeq lists its product as uncharacterized. The transcript has 9 exons. The record is from RefSeq and is a predicted model, not a curated record. Gene Ontology annotation, molecular function: GTPase activity. The coding region runs from base 368 to 1705 and encodes 445 amino acids. NCBI's taxonomy places the organism in Eukaryota, Metazoa, Arthropoda, Insecta, Hymenoptera, Athaliidae.
GUCGGAUACGAAAAGUUGUCCAAGCGAGCUUGGCUGCAGAGUGAUUCACAAUCGACUUAACCGGGCGUACUUUCGUUCAGUUCAGUUCAGUAGUUUGGUUCUGUAUUCAAUUCAGUGUUGUAGAUAUUCGCUUGGUACGAAAUAAUCAAAAGAGGUUAGAACCGGAGUUUUCAGCGGCGUCUGAAAAACGAACCGUUACAUUUCUUGCUGAAGAAGUCUGCUUGAAUGAAUAUAAGCAACCCUAUCCCCAAUCAUUCUUAAUUUCGGCUAAUUACAACAUAAUUGCUUCUUCACUCUAACGAACAAAAGGAAACCACAAAACUGCUACUGAAUUUCGAUAUUUACCGUUGUCAGUCAGAAUUGAUUCAUGUCCAACAAGGUCAAGUCGCUAGACACCGCCAAUCCACCACCAAAUGAUCAGUUAUCCGCUGAUGAAAAAAUUCUGAAGGAAUGCCAUAAUCUCUAUAUUGAGCCUAAAACAGGUCUUAUUGAAAUUGCAAAUCAUUUCGGACUUAAAUUAUUGGAACCCAGAAAAAAGAUCAUAGCCCUACUGAUUGGCAAUCAUUCAGCUGGAAAGUCAUCAUUCAUCAAUUGGUAUAUUGAGGAACAUGUACAAAAGACUGGAGUCGCAAUUGAGACCCAAGGUAUUUGCCUUGUGACAUCAGGCAAAAAACGAGAGUCACUGACAGGAAAUGCAACGAUACAUCUUUAUCCACAUUUCAAACCACUUCAACAAUUACCAGGAGUUCUGGAUUUCUUGACAACUGAAAUUUCAGUUUCGAAUCAAAAAAAGUUCAGUCUGAUCACAUUUGUGGAUACCCCAGGUUUGGUAGACGGGGGUAUGCAGUAUCUUUUCGAUGUAAAUGAGACAAUUUCAUGGCUUGGGAACAUGGCAGACUUGAUAUUUGUCUUCUUUGAUCCCAUCGGCCAAGCCCUUUGCAAGAGAACACUGGAUAUAGUCGAAAAAUUAAAUACCACAAAUGCUGAAAAAUUAAGAUUUUAUCUGACAAAGGCGGACGAUGCUGGAAACGAAUCUGAUAGACAAAGAGUGAUGAUGCAGAUCGUUCAAGAACUAUGCAAAAGACCAGGGCUCAAUCAUACGGGAUUUGACAUGGGGACUAUUUUUAUCCCGGAAUUAAACAGGCCCACCAAGUGUGCCAAUCAAAUCGAACAAGUCUGUCAGGAUAUUGAGAGGACUAUCAAUAAAACUAUUCAAAAUACACUCAACACCCUAGAAAAAGAUUGUACAAACAUCGAUCAGCUGAUUCAAAACCAACUUGAUAAGGAUGAAAUUAAUCAAGCAUAUAAUUUCGCCAAGCUUCGGAAAGCAGGCAUUGCGAUCAUAUUACCUAUCUUGAUGUGUAUGAACCUUUAUAUGUCUGUUAUGGGAGAUGAAUUUAUGUCCUCUAGCUAUGGAGAGACUUUCGCAGAACUCCUUUACAUAUUCUUGAGUCCUGUAAGAAUAUUGUGGUCCAUUGUACCUGUUAAUCGACGAUGGAUUUUAUUUUUUGUGAUAAUUGGCGCAUCUGCAACGGUUUUACUGAGAAUGAAGAGCUGUGGUGAGGGGUUGCGAUCAACUUUAACAAAAAAACAGAAACGGUCGUAUAAAGAAAUGUUACAUCACGUCCGUAAUGUUGUUGUACCAAAGAAAACGAAGUUAUAUUUAGAAUAUUUGAAGCAAAGCGCCGGUGAUUAUGAUCUGUAGAGUUGACUUUUCGUGAGUUAUCCCACCGUAUUCAGGGUAUAUUUCAUGAAACAAUAAGUAUAACUUUAUCAUUUUGUAUUUUUGGAAAUUGAUCUGUUAUGUCGCAUCAUGGCUUAGGUAACAGUACGGUUAGAUAAUACAUAAGCCUGUGCUACUGCAGACUCAAUUCCAAAUAAUAUUCUGUAGCAUACACAUAACAAACGCCUUAAACGAUUGCGAUUGAAUCGAUGAUUCAGUUUACUACUGACGUUUUUUUUUUUUAUGAUACAAAUUGGCUCAAAGAAUAACAUUUGUUAAUUCGAAUCCUAAGUUGCCUUGAUUUACACAUUAAAAAUGACAGCUAUAGGGACUCUGACUAUGAAUAGUAGUUGAUUAAAUAUUUUUAAAUAAGUAUAAUAAAAAAUAAUGUAAUUUUCUAAUUUUAUCAAUAAUGAUAUCAGUAGACUCGAAUAAAAAAAAAAAUGAAAACCA